AUGAUCGUGGAAAUCCUGUACAGAAAAAGACCAGCGCGAAUUACGAAGCCCCCAGAAAAAUUAAAAGAUUAUGUAGUGUACAAUACAAAUGAAGGAUUACCUAAGACGUCUGAUGAAGCUAUAGAAUCUGCUGAAAUUGAAUUCUGGCUACAAGCAAUGACAGAAGAAUUGAGUUCAAUGGAGGCUAAUGAAGUCUGGGAAUUAGUUGAAAGACCUAUCGAUAAGAAAGUUAUUAAAAACCGCUGGAUAUUCUCAAAAAGGGAUGAAAAGGCAGUAUAUGUGGAUGACUUAAUGGUGAUUGGAAAUUCAAAUUCUGAGAUAAAUGACAUCAUCUCUCAACUAUCUAAAUCGUUCACAUUACGAGAAGUCACUCAAACACAAAAAUUUUUAGGAAUAGACAUCCGGCAAGAAUCUGGAAAACUUAUACUCAGUCAAGAAAACUAUAUAACUAAAAUCUUAAAAAACUUUGAAAUGGAUGAAUGUAAACCUAUCAAGACUCCAGGAAUAUUGGGUGAAAAUCUUGAUGACAUAGCAUCUUCACCACCUGUGUCGAAGACAAAAUAUCAAGAAGCAUUAGGUUCAUUGAUGUACUUAGCAACAGGCACAAGGCCAGACUUAGCUUUUGCAGUAAGUAAUUUGUCAAGAUAUAAUCAAGAUCCCAGAGAGAAACACUGGAAAGCUGUAAAGAGGAUAUUUAGAUAUAUUAAAGGAACACAAAAUACUUGUUUAGUGUAUACUUCAGACAAUGGGAAAUUAAAUGCUACAUCAGAUGCAAGUUGGUGUACCACUGAAGAUGGAAAAUCAUUUGGAGGUUAUUUCAUUAAAUUAGGCAAAAAUUUCAUAAAUUGGAAGUGCAACAAACAAAGAAUAGUUGCUCUAUCUACAAUGGAAGCUGAACUUUUAGCAUUCUGCGAAUGUGCAUGUGAAGUUAAAUGGUACAUCUUUUUACUUGAAGAAUUGGGUCAAGAUGAUCUAAUUGACAAACCAAUAGGAAUUAAAACAGACUGUCAAGCAUUAAUAGAUUGGAUUAAAAAAACAAAACAAAUGCUGGGCAUGUUUGAAGAAAAUGAGGAUUUGACCAUCAUAAUGAGCGAUGAAACCUAUUUUCAUCUAAAUGGGCCAACUGAUAAACAAAACUGUAGGUUCUGGGCUUUAGAAAAUUCUCUUCGAUUACACGAGCGACUACUGAACAGUUCAAACGUGACUGUUUAG
Messenger RNA from Stegodyphus dumicola, 1212 nucleotides. RefSeq lists its product as uncharacterized. The record is from RefSeq and is a predicted model, not a curated record. Lineage: Eukaryota; Metazoa; Arthropoda; Arachnida; Araneae; Eresidae.